GCUGUCGUUUUGCCCCCUCUCAUUAUCGUUUUGGGGGGUUGUCUACAAGGUGAACGAGUUCCUGUUUAGUUGCUGGGGAGGACUUGUUUCUACACACACACAAAAAAAAAACACAAACUUUCCCCGUAGCUUUGAUUGAACGUCCUCGCCAUUCCCCAAGCGACUCUUGUAUAGUGCAGCCCAGGUUUCAGAGUUCUACGUUUAAAAAAUUCUCCAAACUUCAAGCGCUUUGACAGAAGUUUCAAAAAACAAAACAAAAAAACUGCACGGUUAAUCAAAAGAUCUGACAACAAGGAAAAAUCGAUUAGCAGCCUAACGUUAUGGCGUUACCGCAUUGUUACGAUGGCAAAACGCAUCUACCAAUCCCUUCGGGGAAAUACGUCGUGGGUUGCACUGACAUCAUGACUGCAGGGGACACGGAGAACGGCUCUUUCUGUCGCAUAUUCUACCCUACGAAAUUAAAAGAUCCUUACGAAUACUCUUCCCGCUGGGCAAAAUACCUUCCCCACGAAAUGUACGUCGAAGGUUUCACGGCCGUUGGCGGAUUCCGAGUUUAUUUCCUGGGCAAAAGACUCAUUUCAUGGGCAUUUGGGAAUUCUUAUAUUCCGGUGGUGGAAGACGCUGAUCCAUCGGAUGAACAAAAACAUUUCCCUGUGAUUAUAUUUUCUCACGGUAUGAAGGCUUGCCGAACGACCUACUCGAUUUUCUGUUCUGACAUGUCUUCCCAUGGGUUCAUAGUGGCAGCCGUAGAACACAGAGACGGGUCUGCGUGCCUCAGUUAUAAUUUGGAACGAGAGGAAAACGAUAAAUCGCUGGUCGAGAAAUGGAUCGCGUACAAGUCGACGUCUUUCGAAGGCGAGGAACUCGCGUUCCGGCAACAACAAUUGCAAAUUCGCACUCGCGAAUGCAGUCAAACUCUUGAUUUACUUUUCAAAUUGAACGCAGGCACCCAAAUUGAACACAUCCUUCAACCCACAAUAGAUUUCGGAAUGUUUAAGGGCAUAAUGGAUGUGAGCUCGCCUAUUAUCGCGGGACAUUCUUUCGGUUCGGCAACUCUUUUACGCACGUUGGCGGCCGACAAACGCUUCAAAGUUGGACUUGCCAUGGACGCGUGGAUGUGGCCGCUCAAAGACGAAAUCGAAUUGGCUAAAAAUGUAGCCCAACCCGUUUUGUUUAUCAAUUCGGAAGCUUUUCAAACUGUUCCCAAUCUGAACACUAUGAAACUUUUCACUGUCGACGCCGAUCACACGGAGCGUCGCGUCGUGACUUUAAAGGGCAGCGUUCACUACAGCCAAAACGACGUCCCUUGCUUAUUGCCGUGGUAUAUCCGUCGUUUUACAUAUCACUCGACCAUCGAUCCCUUGGUGGCCAUCGAACUGAACAACCGAAUUAGCCUCCUCUACUUGCGCAAACAUUUGGGCCAUCCAGCGGACGAAGAGCUUUCGAAAUUGGUGGAAAAGCACGAGCAUUUGAUCAACGAAGGAAUUGCCUAGUCAAACCCUAACUGAAAGCUGUCACCAAAAUCUACGCAAACGGCUCAUUUAUUAUUCACAAAAGAUGCAAAUGAUUUUUUUGUUUCUUGAAAAUAAUGGAAAACAGCUCAGACAAUCCUACCCACCCCUUUUUUUAGCCCCCCUCCUCGUCCGAUAAUCGUCUUUCACAGUGCCAUUUGGGGCCUAAUCACAUGUAAGCUGCUUUCAGCCGUGGGAGAAAAAUAAAACAAACAACAACAAACAAAAAAUAAACUCGUUGAAUUGAA
Molecule: messenger RNA, 1759 nt
Organism: Daphnia magna
Lineage: Eukaryota; Metazoa; Arthropoda; Branchiopoda; Diplostraca; Daphniidae
Product: platelet-activating factor acetylhydrolase
Exons: 10
Coding region: 321-1493 (390 amino acids)
Molecular function (GO): 1-alkyl-2-acetylglycerophosphocholine esterase activity
Source: RefSeq, a predicted model, not a curated record